Molecule: messenger RNA, 480 nt
Organism: Brettanomyces bruxellensis
Lineage: Eukaryota; Fungi; Ascomycota; Pichiomycetes; Pichiales; Pichiaceae
Exons: 1
Coding region: 1-480 (159 amino acids)
Source: RefSeq, a predicted model, not a curated record
AUGAGUGAUAAGGAAACCAAAGAAAGCACGGAAGCUGGCUCAAAAGAAACGCAUCCUGUGGAGAAUGUGGCCACAUCUACCAAAAGAAAGUUAGAGGAAGGAGAAAAGACUGAGAAGAAGGAAACUUCAGAGAAGUCAGUGAAUAAUAGCACGGAGCCAGUGAAGAAGAAAUACAAGAAGAAGAGGAGACACCACAGAAGUAAAUAUAGAGACAUGCCAUCUGAUAAUGAAAACGAGGAGGAUGAGCAAGAGGAAGAUGAUGAAAAACCAGAAGAUGAUGUGACGGACGAUAAAUUGAUCAUUGAUGACGAUGUGAAAGAUGAUCUUGCUGAAAUUGAUACUUCGAACAUAAUCACCGGUAGAAGAACGAGGGGUAAGGUUGUUGACUAUAGUAAAGUGAGUGCAGCGAUCAGUAAAGAUACGGCUCUUGAAGAUGAAGAUGAGGAUGAGGAUGAAGAUUUCGUGCUGAAUGAAAAAUAG